CACGGAGUUACGCUUUUGUUUCUCAGACAAAAUUUUGCCUGCACGGAGAGAAGCGGAGAUUUGGCCGGACUCCUGCUGCCAGGAAGGGGCACACCUGGGCUAGAGAUCAUCCCUCCUCCAGCAGAGCCCUACUGCUCCGGGCGCCAGGUCCUGACCCAGUAGGUCCCCCCCACUCAGCGGGUCUAGAGAGAUGGAUCAACUCCGGGAGGAUGUCACCUGCUCCAUCUGCCUGGAUGUCUUGGACGACCCCGUCUCCAUCGAGCGCAGCCACAACUUCUGCCAGGGCUGCCUCGUGGCUCACUGGCGCGGGGUCUCGGCCCAGGGCUACCAGUGCCCCGAGUGCCGGACUCCCUGCUCCAGGGACAGGAUGACCCCAGACAUGCGGCUGAGAGCCCUGGUGAAGAAAAUCACAGAGCCCCUGCGGGAAGAGAUGGAGCUGCAGGGGCCGGGGGCUCAGCCAGAGCCGGGGCACCCGGUGCAGCUGGUUCGUCUGGAUGACAAAGGCAGCCUGAUCCUGUACGAGGAGGCCCUGAGCCUCUGCCUGGAGCAGGGUGGGGUGGGUGACGCCCCCAUCUGCCUGGUGUCAAUCAUCGGGGAGCAGCGCCGGGGAAAAUCCUUCCUGAUGAACUGCCUGCUGCGCCGGCUCCAGAGCCUGGAGGCUGUGGAUGCGUCAUGGAUGGGCCGAGAGGACGAGGCCCUGGGGAGGUUUGAGUGUCGCAAUGGGACAGCGACCGUGUCGAGGGGCGUGUGGAUGUGGGACCAGCCCAGGGGAGGAGGGUGGCCGUGUUCCUGGUGGACACCGAGGGCUCCCUGGACCUGCAGCGCCGCAUGGAGACCAGCAUCAAGCUCUCCGUGUUGGAUCUUUAACAUUUCCAGUACGUUUAAGCAGACGGAGGCAGAUUAUUUGGAGAAACAGGCGGCCCUGGGGGAGCUGAAGAAGGAGCUGGACAAGCAGAUGGCAGAGUUCCUGCCGCGAUAUGAACAGCGCUUUAAAGUGAAGAAGGCCGAGUGGUUGGGCCUGUACAUUGGGCGGGGUGGGGUUCUGGCAGUGGUGGGUGCGGGUAUCGGAGUAGGCAUCAGGGCGGGUGCAGCUCUAGUGGGGCUGGAGGAAGCAGUGGCCAUUGGGAUUGGGGCCGGGGUCUUUGGCCUGAUUGCGGUGGUUGGGCACUGGCCGUGGGCCUGGUUUGGACAGAAGAUGGCCCAGAACAAGACAGGCACCAACACCCCAGGUCAGGGGAAUGAGCGGGAGAGCAGGGCAGGAUGUUCAGAUUAG
Malaclemys terrapin pileata is the source of this 1273-nucleotide messenger RNA. RefSeq lists its product as uncharacterized. Bases 191 to 1273 code for a protein of 360 amino acids. The transcript has 7 exons. Gene Ontology annotation, biological process: protein homooligomerization; endoplasmic reticulum organization. Gene Ontology annotation, molecular function: GTPase activity; GTP binding. The record is from RefSeq and is a predicted model, not a curated record. NCBI's taxonomy places the organism in Eukaryota, Metazoa, Chordata, Testudines, Emydidae.